AUGUCGUCGUCCCGUGAUGUCGAAGGCGAGACUGCCCUCGCGGAUAUGGUUGUCUCUGGUCGUCAGUCUUAUGAGGCGCAGCAGUACAAACGGGCUCUGGAACAGUUCACACGAGCAAUGAAAUACUGUCCUUGCGCUAGGGGGGUCAAACGUGAGAGGUGUACAUGCAAGAAUUUUGAAAGGGUCGCUGCUGAGGAGGGUUCCAUCUUCAAAGAAGCCAUGUAUAACUGCAAAUGCGACGUCGGGAGGACCUUCAACAAGUGUGACAAUAGGAACCACAUCCAGGCCUUGGAUUACCGAGCUGCCACAUUUGAAGCAUUGGGUAAACUGGAUCGUGCCAAGAAAGAUGCCGAAUGGAUUUUGGAGCUGGCUCCAAGACUUCCAGAUCUAACGCUACUCUUGAGAGCAUCCCCGUGCUUAGAAUACUUGGAAAUCGGCCCACAAUUCGAUAUCCUAAUGUUUCCACCCAAAGAGAAUAUGUGGACAAAGCUACGGCAUGUUUCUAUCAAUGGCACUGGUGAUCCCGCUAAACCGGCUUGGAGUACACCCGUAAUUCCAAUAGGCGGAUUUCCCCUGGCGUUUCUUAACAACGCUGCGGCUUCGCUGGAGCAUCUUGUUCUCACCGGAAUACCAGAGCAGUGGUAUAUGACACAGUCUGUGCCGUUUCUUCCCAACCUAAAGACCUUGCGGAUGUGCAACAUUUCUACAUUACGCCAGUCAUUUCCUAUAUUUUUCCUCUCUGACGCCUUCCCUCGACUUGAGCAACUCUGGAUCGGCCCCAACAUCCCAAACCUUGACUCAAACUCCCUAUCCGGCUGGCGAGAAAAGUGGCAUACGAUGUGGAACCAUCUCAAAGUCCUCAUAUUUGAGGAAUCAUCCGUUGUCGGCCCCAUUUCCCAAGUCGAGAAUUCGCUCCUCACGCUGCGUCUUUUGACAUGCCUAAACAACGGCAACUCCCUACAACACAUCCGCUUCGACAUCCCCUCAGACAACGAGGAUCGACAUGGCAGGCAUCGCGUAUUCAGCAACAGUCGUACUUUAUACGGUGAUAUUGAUAUACCCCAAUAUCCCGAAUUUCGGAACCUUCACUCACUCGCCUCCAAGUCCUUGUGCAUCUCCCCAGACAUAUUAAGAAUCGUAUUUUCUGAUGCUUUGAAUAUGGGAAAAAUACAAUCAUUUGACAUUGUAUUUCCAAUAGAGUCACUGAACGAUCGUAUCGGAGACAGGAGCAUUACUCACCUCAAGGGAUACGAAUGGCUUCGUGGCGCAGCAUCUAUCACGUCCAUGGGCUGCUACAGGUUCCGAUUUAGAUCGUACCCCCGAAACGAUGAUGACCUACCACUUCCCCCAUUUCUGGCGAGCUUUCCGAAUCUCAAAACGCUGAGUAUUUUCUCGGAGCAUUAUGAGGAGGCGGAAUUUGCUGGCGUAGUGGCAGCCAUUCUGAAGGUGACUACAUUAAAGACAAUCUAUACAACAUCGGUCAAAGGCGCGGUUAUGGAUCAGUUGAGGACGGUUGCAGAGAGCCAGGGCGUCAAGUUGAUAUGGGGGCAUCAGCCACAGGCAUGGCCGGUGCCAUUGGAUGAAUCGUAA
Metarhizium acridum CQMa 102 is the source of this 1590-nucleotide messenger RNA. The record is from RefSeq and is a predicted model, not a curated record. NCBI's taxonomy places the organism in Eukaryota, Fungi, Ascomycota, Sordariomycetes, Hypocreales, Clavicipitaceae.